Molecule: messenger RNA, 1128 nt
Organism: Penicillium longicatenatum
Lineage: Eukaryota; Fungi; Ascomycota; Eurotiomycetes; Eurotiales; Aspergillaceae
Product: Sec62 family protein translocation protein
Exons: 3
Coding region: 1-1128 (375 amino acids)
Biological process (GO): post-translational protein targeting to membrane, translocation
Cellular component (GO): endoplasmic reticulum membrane; endoplasmic reticulum
Source: RefSeq, a predicted model, not a curated record
AUGGCCCAACCCGGCCAACCUACCCGCGAGCAGCUGGCCUUCAUCGCCGCCCAAAACGCCGAAGCUCAGCGACAGUUGAAUGAGGAAGCUGAACGUCGAAACAUUCCAGUCGCGGAAUUGGUCAAGGAGAAGGAAAGAAAGUUUCUCGAAUUUUGCAAAGCACAGGGCAAGGAGCCAGAGGAGGUCAAGAAGGAAUUGAUAAUGAAGCGGCAAAACCAGAUGAUGCAGGCGACGGGGGAGCAACAACAAAAGGGACCACAGACACAGCGCGUGGCUGUUAGCCCAGGGCAGCCCGUGGACCCCAGGGCGCUGGCCGUGGCGAAGUUUCUGCGCUCGCAGGCUCUUAAACCACGAACCUGUAUCCUGAACGGCGAACGAAAAGACAUGUUCAAAGUCAAGCGAGCUAUGCGCGCUCUCCAGUCCCCCGCCUACGCCAAAGCCGCCGCGAAGAAGAACUCCCUCCUCCCACCGGUGACAGACUACCCCUCAGCUGAGGCUGCAUUCAGCCUCCUCCCACUCUCUUAUCUCGCAUUACGCGUCAGCAAGCAUGACCCGCACGCAGGGCACAAUCACGCCAAGCCCAAGAACCGGACAAAGGGCCUGUGGACCGUGAAGAUCGAGGAGGAUCAGAAAUUUGAACCGAUGAUGUACUAUGUGUGGCAGUGGGAGGGACCGCAGUGGAAGCAGAAGGCCAUGGCUGCAGCUGUUGUAGCUGGUAUCUUUACCGUUGUGCUAUUCCCAUUAUGGCCUAUGAUGCUGCGCCAGGGUGUUUGGUACCUCAGUGUUGGAUGUAUGGGUCUUCUGGGACUUUUCUUCGCCAUGGCCAUCUUCCGGUUAAUUCUGUUCUGUGUUACCGUUUUCGCUGUGCCGCCAGGAUUGUGGUUGUACCCUAAUUUGUUUGCGGAUGUUGGGUUCUUCGAUAGUUUCAAGCCUCUUUGGGGCUGGCAGGAGAACAAGAAGAAAAAGGGCAAGAAGGUCAAGUCGGAAGCUGCAGCUCCUACUCUCACUACAGCAGCCUCCACUACAGCUCCGUCUGCUACUACUACCUCGGCUGAAGCUACAACUACCUCCAGCCCAGCGCCCGUGAAGCGGGACCUGACAGCGCGGGUGGAGGAAGUAGAAGAGUAG